AUGCCUCAACCACUGCCCUCGAAAGAGGCCUCGCUGUUCCGACAGCUCGUCAAGAACUACGAGGCAAAGCAGUACAAGAAGGGCAUCAAAGCUGCAGAUGCGAUCCUCAAGAAGGUCGCCGACCAUGGCGACACACAGGCGAUGAAAGCCCUCAUCCUAAACUCGCAAGGCCACGGCGACGAGGCAUUCGCGCUCGGAAAGCUCGCGUUGAAGAACGACAUGAAAUCCAACAUCUGCUGGCACGUCUACGGCCUGCUCUGGCGGUCGAAGAAAAAUUAUGAAGAGGCUAUCAAAGCAUACAAGAUGGCCCUGCGACUGGCGCCCGAGUCACAAAACAUCCUACGCGACCUUGCCCAUCUCCAAUGCCAGAUUCGCGACUACGACGGCUACAUUGAGAGCAGACAGAAGAUGUUGAGCGACCGAUCACAACUGCGACAGAAUUGGACAGGGUUGGCUAUAGCAUACCAUCUUGCCGGAAAUUACAAGGAAGCAGAGCACAUCCUGACCACAUACGAGGGGACACUAAAACAGGCGCCUCCGAAGUCAGACCUCGAGCACUCAGAAGCCUCUCUGUACAAGAACACGAUAAUAGCAGAAUCAGGAGACAUCGAACGCGCUUUGGAACAUCUGGAAACGAUCCUUAAGAAUAAUCUGGACCGCACGGCCGUACUGGAGCUUAAGGCGAAAUACCUGCUGCAACUAGAGAGAUAUGAGGAAGCCGCCACGGUGUACAGGACGCUUUUGGAUCGAAACAGCGAGUAUCGAGCAUACUUUGAAGGACUUGAGAAGGCCCUCAAAUUGGAUAGGUCGGACAGCGCGUCUUUGGAGAAAUUAACCGAGCUCUACGAGGUAUAUGCGAGUCAGAACAAGCGAAACGAUGCCGCACGUCGGAUACCACUGGACUUCUUGAAGGGAGAUACCUUCAAGACGGCUGCGGACGAGUACCUCAGGCAAAAACUGACGAAGGGCGUCCCCUCUACCCACGCAAACGUCAAAGCGUUAUAUGUGGACUCCGCGAAGAAGGCAGUCAUCGAGGAACUUGUACUUGGGUACGCCUCAGAAGAGAAGAAGCAGAACGGCUCAGCCAAUGGCACGACAAACGGAGCCGCUUCAGACGUCUUCGACAAGUCUGUGCUACUUUUCCUAGCUAAGCACUACGAUUAUGCGCUCAGUCGCGAUCUCGACAAGGCAAUGGAGUAUGUAGACCGCUUGAUCGAGCUGGAGCCUAAGAACGUGGACUAUAACCAGCUGAAAGCCAGGAUUUGGAAGCACAAGGGCGACACACAAAAAGCAGCCGACCUCAUCAACUUCGCGCGGGAAUGCGACUUGAAGGAUCGUUACAUUAACACCAAGUGCGCCAAGUACCAGCUAAGGAAUGACGAGAACGAGAAGGCACUUGAGACUAUGAGCAAGUUCACGCGCAACGAAACCGUCGGGGGGCCGUUGGGAGAUCUACAUGACAUGCAAUGCAUGUGGUACCUAUUGGAGGACGGCGAAUCAUACUUGCGACAGAACAAGCUCGGUCUUGCGCUCAAGCGUUUCACCGCUAUCGCGGAUAUCUUCGAGGUCUGGCACGAGGACCAGUUCGAUUUCCACAGCUUCUCGCUGCGAAAAGGACAGAUCCGGGCUUACAUCGACAUGAUCAGAUGGGAGGACCAUCUUCGAAACCACCCCUUCUUCACACAAGCUGCGCUGUCUGCCAUAGAGCUAUACAUCAAGCUCAAUGACAACCCGGAUCUAGCCAACAAUGGCAAGCCGGACCUAGCUAACCUCGAUCCUUCAGAGCGAAAGAAGGCAUUGAAAAAGAUACAGAAGGAGGAGGAAAAGAAGAAGAAGGCAGAGGCGGACAGGAAACAGGCCGCCCAAGCCAAGGCGACUGCGAAGGGCGACGAUGGCGAGGUUAAGAAAGAGGAUACAGACCCCAACGGCGAGACGCUCCUUCAGACUAAGGAGCCUCUGGAAGUGGCACUACGGUUCCUCAAACCAAUGCUUGAGCUCAGUCCCCGCAAUGUUGACGCACAGAACAUAGGUUUCAAGGUGUACCUCAGGAGAAACAAGCUUUUGCUUGCUCUAAAGUGUCUGCGCGCUGCUCAGGAGCUCGACCCUGAGAACGCUGGAGCGAAGGAGAAUGCCGCCGCUCUCCGUGAACAUCGUGAGUAA
Paraphaeosphaeria sporulosa is the source of this 2160-nucleotide messenger RNA. RefSeq names its product NMDA receptor-regulated protein 1. The record is from RefSeq and is a predicted model, not a curated record. Gene Ontology annotation, cellular component: cytoplasm; NatA complex. Gene Ontology annotation, molecular function: protein binding; protein-N-terminal amino-acid acetyltransferase activity. NCBI's taxonomy places the organism in Eukaryota, Fungi, Ascomycota, Dothideomycetes, Pleosporales, Didymosphaeriaceae. The transcript is spliced from 4 exons. Bases 1 to 2160 code for a protein of 719 amino acids. Gene Ontology annotation, biological process: N-terminal peptidyl-methionine acetylation.